AUGGCGGCUAAGCUCCGAUUUAAUUGCACAAACAAUAUGGCCGAAUACGAAGCUUGUAUUCUUGGUUUGAAAAUGGCCAUCUACAUGAAUGUCUAUGAGUUUUUAGUUGUUGGAGACUCAGAUCUUUUGAUCCAUAAAGUUCAAGGAGAAUGGUAUGUGAAGAACCCUAAGAUUAUACCUUACGCACAAUAUGUGCAGAAGUUGUGCAGAAGAUUUCAUAAGAUCGAGUUCAGACAUACCCCAAGAAUACAGAAUGAAUUGGCCGAUGAUCUCACCACUAUUUCUUUGAUGAUUAAGCAUCCGGAUACAGAUUAUAUUGAUCCUCUGGAUAUAGAGUUGAAAGAACAUCCAGUCCAUUGUUCCCAUGUCGAAGGAGAACCAGACGGUUUGCCUUGGUAUUUUGAUAUAAAGAAGUUUUUGGAGUCAGGAACUUAUCUCGAAGAUGCUACGUCCAAUCAGAUGAAGUAA
Solanum lycopersicum (tomato) is the source of this 468-nucleotide messenger RNA. RefSeq lists its product as uncharacterized. The record is from RefSeq and is a predicted model, not a curated record. NCBI's taxonomy places the organism in Eukaryota, Viridiplantae, Streptophyta, Magnoliopsida, Solanales, Solanaceae. Gene Ontology annotation, molecular function: nucleic acid binding; RNA-DNA hybrid ribonuclease activity.